Messenger RNA from Bombina bombina (fire-bellied toad), 993 nucleotides. RefSeq names its product zinc finger protein 605-like. The record is from RefSeq and is a predicted model, not a curated record. Lineage: Eukaryota; Metazoa; Chordata; Amphibia; Anura; Bombinatoridae. The transcript has 8 exons. Gene Ontology annotation, biological process: regulation of DNA-templated transcription. Bases 1 to 993 code for a protein of 330 amino acids.
AUGAACAAGAUGAAAAAGCUGUCUGAGCAGAUCCUGCAUAACAUCCUGGAGAUUCUCUACCUGCUGACAGGAGAGCGUGUGACUAACUUACUGACAGUGAGUCACAUGACCGGGGACAAGAUGACAACAGAGGAGAUACUGACCCACACCCUGCAGAUCAUGUACCUGCUGACAGGGGAGGUGCCUAUAAAGUGUGAUGAUGUUGCUGUGUAUUUCUCUAUGGAAGAGUGGGAGUAUAUAGAGGGACACAAGGAGCUUUACAAGGACGUUAUGAUGGAGACUCACCAAGCACUAAGUACUAUGGAGGUCCUAGGAAAUGAGAGCUCAGGUAUAGGGGCUGUUGGAAUAUCACUGACCAUGAACAAGAUGAAGAAGAAGCUGCCUGAGCGUAUACUGAACCAUAUCCUGGAGAUUCUUUUCCUUCUGACGGGAGAGCGUGUGGCAAACUCACUGACAGCAUGUGAUAUGAAUGGGGACAAGGUGAUGGCAGAGAAGAUGCUGACCCACACCCUGCAGAUCGUGUACCUGCUGACAGGGGAGGUGCCUAUAAAGUGUGAAGAUGUUGCUGUGUAUUUCUCUAUGGAGGAGUGGGAGUAUAUAGAGGGACACAAGGAGAUUUACAAGGACAUCAUGAUGGAGACUCACCAAGCACUAAGGACUAUGGAGAUCCCAGGAGAUGAGAGCUCAGGUGAAUUUACAAACUGCUGUAAUCUGAGUCAUGGUCAGAGGGCUGAUACUUCUUUAAAUAUUCUUCAAAAUCAAAGAAGCCACAUGGGAAAUUCAUGUUCUGACUGUGGGAAAUGUUUUACUCUGAAAUCGCAGCUUAUUGACCAUCAGAAACCUCAUGCAGGAGAGAAAGCAUGUUCAUGUACUGAAUAUGGGAAAUGUUUGACUAAGAAAUCACAUCUUAUUAGUCAUCAGACAAUUCAUACAGAGGAGAAAGUAUUUUCAUGUUCUGAAUGUGGGAAAUAUUUUAGACAGAAAGGAGGGUGA